AUGGAGGACGGUUAUACAGGUGGCCGCAGCCACGCACAGAUCCUCCAUAACCUCAUCCAAGACGGCGCAUCGGAUUCGAUAUCGCGCGCAACGUCGCCUGGCUUCGGCUGCAGCUCCAAUGGGAUCGAUUUAGAGAAGCAGAAGAGAUACCGACCUCGAACCUUCCCUUACUUCAAGCUCCUCCCAUAUAAUGUCGAGGAAGAGGCGGAACGAAAUGCGGCCCUGGAGGAAAUCUUGAAGCAGCUAUACAUUGCGAUCAAGGCGGAAGACAUUGCACCGGGUGCCGUCCAUUGGACGAGAGAGCUGAGGGGAUGGCUGAAUCUCAAGUUCGAGAUCACACGAGCCUUACGGGUCAAGCUCGUAAAGCUCUAUUACAUGCUUUGCUUGGCCCCCGGGAUAGACUCUUCAGCUGCGGAUAGAUUUGAGAGUAUGUUUCGUUUGUUGACAAAGAGAAAGCACUAUCUGAAACCCGGAGAAGACCUCAUAUUAGACUGGAGGCCGUUAUGGAAGGAACUGAAAAGCAUUGUUCUCCCCUCCGAAAUCGCAUCACAUCAAAGCUCACGAAAACGAAACCACAAGCACCUUAUCCCGCUUUGCAACCAUGCAUACCAGUACUUUGAUCCUAAAGAAAGGAAGGUCAUGCUCGAAGAGAUGCUGCCCUACUUCAGCACAUCAGAUAUUAGCGGUGCAUUCAUAGUGUUGGGUUCCCUGAACCUGCUCAUGCCCACGCACCCAGCACCAGAUGAGCCCGGCCAGCUCCAACCCCAAGAUUAUCUCCCAACUUUCUUCCAUCUCUGGUCCCUUGUCGCGCGCUCCAAGCAGGCCGAUAUAUGCUUCUUUGAUAUUUUCUCCCGGCUUGCCCGAGAUUCACUGACGAGCAAGCACGUCCAAUUCUCCGAGUAUGGCAUCUUUACCAAGGAUCAGUCCGAUCUGAUAUUCACAGCCCUGCUACGAUUGACCGAGAUACCUGUGGGCCAGGCAAGCUCACCGUAUAGUUCGAUUAUUGAUCUUGGAUCAGGUCUUGGUAUGUAUCUGGAGAAGGAUAAAAGAAAGAACCCGAUAGGAUACUCGAUUGCGCGGUGGAUCGGAAUGUCACUGUCCCCCGCGUGUUUAGACAAGCCAGGUUCUAUUCUUUCGAAUCUGGAGGGCAUGAUGGAAUCCAUCGAUACAUUCUUCCAUCCAUCCAACCAGGGCGCCUGGACGGACAUGCUGGGGUCAAUCGUAUUCCAUUUGGUUGAUUUCUUCGUCAUGCGCUGGAACAGGGAACAGAGCGGAGAGCUAGACACACCACCAGAGCGUCGAAUUAAUGAUGAGCUGAAGAGGAGGUUUGUCUUGAGCUUGAAAGAGGUUAUGUUCAUGGGUCUUUUCUCAAAGCGGGCCAAGUCCCUGAACUACUUUUUUGGUGCUUUACAAGGUCUGGCUUACUUAGAACCACACCUGAUCUUACCAGGAGCUUUGCAACGAUUUUAUCCCUCAUUGCAGGGCCUGGUAGAAGUCCACCGCACACAAUCAUCUCUGUGUAGUCUGCAGAUGGUAGCCAGUAUCAUGGCAAAGCAUAAAGGCUUGCGAUGCCACGUUACUGCACUUCUGGCUUUGGCAUUGCCAGGCAUCGAUGCUAACGACUUGUCGAAAACACAGCACACCCUAAACUUCAUACAGACUGUUGCCUACAGCGUACCCUUCGUCGAUCUUACCAAGGAUCGCAGCGAUAUUCAUGAUAGUGCACUUGCCAUUCAAUGGGUCCAGGGUGAAAUGGAGCGUAUGGAAAGAGAGGGACCAAACAUUGAGAUAGACUACCGGACGGAACUAAGUGAUGAGGAUGAAGCAAACAUCGUCCGUUCAUCAACAGCUGGCUUCGGUGAAUUUGUCUUGUCUCUACUGGGCAGAGUAUUCACGCUCUUGGAGAAUCUUCCUGAGUCGUCGAGGGUGCGGUCAGGGUCGCCCGAAGAGAGUGUGAUCAACACUCUGCCCGCCGCUCUUUCGCCGCUCUUCUCCUCCCUUUCGCCGGAGAUUUUUGACCAGGCUUUGGAGAAGGUUGCGACUUUUGUUGGCGGCCAUGUGGUUCACCAGGCCCGAGAUGCAAUGGCUUUUAUCUGCAAUUCCCUAUGCAAGGCCAACCCCGAAAAGACCUUGAAGAUAUUCGUCCCCAUGCUCAUCGUCGGUAUUCGUAACGAGAUCGAUUACAACAAUGCUGCAUCGGAUAGAAAUAGUGGCGUUGAUGUCUUGCCUCGAGAUCGGGCCUUGGUCUGGCAUAUUAGUAUGCUCAGCAUGAUUAUAGUUCACGUUGGCGAUAGUGUUCUGCCCUACAAGAAGGAGUUGUUUGACAUUGCGCUUUACAUGCAGGAGAAAUGCCGCGGCACACCUACGGUUCAUAUAUCAAACUACAUCCACCACCUUCUCCUCAACCUCACUCUUAUCUACCCCGUCGAUAGCGCGUUAUAUGAGCCGGAAGUCAUUGAAAGGGGCCUGGAUGUUAGCGAUUGGGGCAAGUGCAUGGAGCCCUCCAAUUUGACGAUCAACUGGCAUCUUCCUUCUCCGGAGGAAAUUUCAUUUGCAGUGGAACUAUUUGAAUCCCAAGUGGAUACCGCGAUGCAGCGGCUCACAGAUCUCAUAAGUGACAACCCAUCCAUCAGUAGGAAGGGCAAGAACAAGGAGUGGUCGGAUGAGGUCUCGAGAAAUCUUUCCCAGUUACGUCUUAUACUCUCGGGUAUUGCAACGCUCUUUGACCCAAAGAAGGCGUCGGGUCAAUCCGACUCGGCUCGAGAUGCUGAUGGUGACAUCUCGAUGGGCAUGACUGCGCCAACGGAUGAUGAUGACAACUCCUUAGCUGAGACGGCUGAGGACGAUGAGACUAGACCACAGUUCCAUUAUCGCGCUGGGUAUCUCCUUGAGAAAGAGAGUACUACCUAUGUCCAGAUCCACAAACGACGCGAAGAUAUUGGCCACCUUCUUUCAAAAAUACAUUCGUUCUUGACGCGGAGCCAGGAAGAUGAUGUUGCUUGUUUCACAGCUUUAUACUUGACCUAUAGGACGUGGAUUACGGAUGUUGGCAACGAGCGAUCUGCUCAUACAUUGGAGCGAGUCACCAAACUCUACGCCGCCGAUAUCCGGGCCUUUAAGGUCAACGGCCUGCGAAAAGUAUAUCCACGGCCCCUCUUGAUCAAACGGGCUGGGAUAUACCAUUUCCAACGAGCGAAACACAACUCUUCUGCCAGGCAAAAGUCCGCCCUUGAUAAGACUCUCCUGUUGGAUUUAGCUGAAUCUUCGGUGUCCUCGUAUGCUGAAGUCCGUAUCAAUGCCCAGUCUGCCUUAGAAUCUGCAUUGAAGAGCCUGGUCGGCGGACGACCUCUUGUCAUCCCUCCCCUCCUGGACAAAUUUGAACAAGCAUUGGAUAGGAACGAUUACGAUGUGAUCAAAGGUUCUCUAUACACUUUACUCUUCAGCAGUUUAACGAAGACCAUUUCGAAGGAUUGGCGAUUUGCUCCUCGAUUGAUUAACCUCUAUAUCCGGACUUCUUCCGUUGAUAAAGCCUCCAUACAGAAGGUCAGCAACAGCGCCUUGUAUGGCAGUCUCCUCGAGUUUGGCAAGGCGUUGGAGACAUAUAUGGUUAUCGACCAAGAUCUAUUGCAGGUCUUUGAACCCAAGGAGGAUUGCACAGCAAAGAUCAAAUCCAGGCAUGACUUCCUCGUGCAAAGAAGAGAUAAGGUCGAAAGGAAGAAACUCGAUUUGGCGAAUCGCCUCACUGAGCUUUCGAAGAAUUCACAUUGGAAGAUUGCAGGCAAAUGUACCAUCUUCAUCCAUAAUGCAGGCCUUCGAACCCAGACCCUUGUACCACCGUCUUUCAUCGAGCUGGCUGUUCAAGGUUCCAUCGAUGACCACCCAGGACUCCGAAGCGGCUAUGCUGAGAUGCUCACCCGCAUCUUCAGUCUCAUCGAAACUCGCGCGGUAUACGAUCACAGCUAUGAGAAGUUUAUCCGCGAGGAGGAGAAGCCACGUAAUACCAUCGAGGUGAAAGUCGAUCGUGACGAUCCGAACUGGACCGAAAAGUUCCUAGCUGGGUUUGCGAAGCCAGAAUUGCCCGAGUACUUCGUUGACCGAGACUUUCCAGGAUGGCUUGUUUGGGGUGACAGCUUCAAAGCUAUGAAGGCCAACCCGGAUGAGUUUACGGACUAUGAUGAGCUGGAAUCUUCUGCCAGGAAACAGAUCGGUAGUUUGUUGACCCGCGAAUGGUAUCACAAGUACUUCGGAUUCAUGAAACAAGAGCCUCGUGACUCCACAUCGGAUCGAUUCAGACUCCAUCACGUCAUGCUCCUACUUUCCGCUUUCAGUCUCAUAUACGCUGAUUUGUCUGCGGCCACGUUUGAGGAUAUUCAGGAGGAGAUCAAAGCAACCUUCGAAGACGGUACCGAUAAACAUCAGCAUCGUGCAACGUCGGAGAUAUUGGCAGCUCUCAUGCUUUCUGCCCUUUCAUGGCCAAUCAAGACUCGCAAUAAGGUCUGGGACUAUGCCGUGCCGAUCUUGCUCCAGGUGUUCGCUGAUGGACUUACCCCUGAGAACAUCCAGUAUUGGAUGACCUGCUUGCACAUGCUUAUCUCGGGGAAGGAUCCGAGACAAGCACGAGAGAUAUUUGACAAGCUCAGUUCGUUCAGGCUGGACAUGUCGUCAAACGCUGCCUUUAAGGAAAGCUCAAAGGUGCAGUUACUCGAGUUCGCUAUACAGGAUGCGGGUUGGCAUUUCCGUGCCGAGAAACCAAUUCUCGAAGACUUUCUUGCACACAUCGAUCAUCCUUACAAGAGCGUCAGGGAGGCAAUUGGACGUACUAUCGCCGCGAUCUAUCGCACUCGCUACUACGAGGCUUUCAAGGAUGUCGAUACGCUUUUAAGCGCGAACAAGGCGGCUUCCUCUAUUGGUAUCAAACCCUACCAACCUUCCAAAGAGUUUACAGCAAGCAUCAAGGAUGUCUUUAACCGACUCGAAGUAUGGCGUAAAGAACGUGCUCCAGGUCAACAGACACCAUCUUCUUACACCUCGGGCAGCAAGACUGUCUUGUUGUGGUUGGAUACAACACUUCAGUCUCAUGAAUGCACACAACUAUUAGACUUCUUUCCGGAUGUCUUCAUGGAGCAGCUCCUGCACAUGAUGGAUGUCAAGGAGGAUCCCGAGCUACAGCAAUUAUCUUACCUUGUUUAUCGUCACCUGCCUAAUAUCCCUUUCCGCUCUGGCGAGGAUGGCGACUUCAUCUCUGCCCUUAUCCGCAUUGGCAAGAUGUCCACUUCUUGGCACCAACGCCUUCGCACCUUGAUAAACAUGCAAGUCAUCUACUUUCGCCGUAUCUUCCUCAUCAAACCCGAGCAGCAGCAGGAGCUUUUUGACGCGGUAGCGGAAAUGCUUGAAGAUCCGCAACACGAGGUCCGGAUGGGUGCUUCUACCACUCUGGCUGGUAUGAUUCGUUGCUCGCCCGUUGCGCUUCGAAAUAAUAUCCUGUCCUCCCUCAAGAAGAAAUUCGCAGACGCCCUCAUGCAGAACCCCAUGCCGAAGAAGAAGACGACGCCCGGCGCGAGUACUCCUGUCAGCACUAACCAGCAAGUCAUCCGAAGACAUGCUGCAGUGUUGGGUCUCGGUGCGUCAGUGACGGCCUUCCCAUACGCCACCCCGCCACCAGAAUGGAUGCCGGAGGUUCUAGCGCUGUUGGCUUCGAGAGCUGCCAAUGAUGCGGGCGCCAUCGGCAAAGCUGUGAAGACUAUCCUGGCGGACUUCAAGAAGACCAGACAGGACACCUGGGUCACCGACCAGAAGUACUUCACAUCGGAGCAGCUCGAGGAUUUGGAAGGCGUCUUGUGGAAACCUUACUUUGCAUAA
Amorphotheca resinae ATCC 22711 is the source of this 5859-nucleotide messenger RNA. RefSeq lists its product as hypothetical. The transcript has 3 exons. The record is from RefSeq and is a predicted model, not a curated record. NCBI's taxonomy places the organism in Eukaryota, Fungi, Ascomycota, Leotiomycetes, Helotiales, Amorphothecaceae. Gene Ontology annotation, cellular component: cytosol; nucleus. The coding region runs from base 1 to 5859 and encodes 1952 amino acids. Gene Ontology annotation, biological process: proteasomal ubiquitin-independent protein catabolic process. Gene Ontology annotation, molecular function: proteasome binding; peptidase activator activity.